AUGAGUUAUUUGGGUAUAGGUGUUAGUCCUGGAAUAGUUCCAGUGUACCAUAGCACAAACCUGAAAUUGUUGGAUAAGAGGAUCAAGAUAGCUGAGUUGGUGUUAAGGUUUAUGAUUCUUGGUCUUGGACUUGUUGCAGCUGUUCUUAUUGGAACUGAUUCACAAGUGAAGGUGUUUUUCUCCUUUAAAAAGGAAGCUAAAUUCAUUGAUGUUAAAGCUUUGGUAUCCUUGGUAGUAGCUAAUGGUUUGGCUGCUGGAUACUCUUUGAUUCAAGGACUUCGUUGUGUUGUGAGUUUGGUUAGGGAGAGUGUUCUCUUCAACAAGCCCUUAGCUUGGGCCAUUUUCUCUGCUGAUCAAGUUCAUGAAGAAAUAAUGGGAUGGUUUAGCACCAAGCAUGUUGAGCUAUUAAACUGGUUUGUUUUAAUGAAAAAAAUUGUAAAGCUAGGGACAAAUUAUGUAAUUGUGAGAUUUUGCCAGCCUCUAUGGAUGUCCAAUGUGUCGUAA
This is a messenger RNA of Arachis duranensis, 504 nucleotides long. RefSeq names its product CASP-like protein 2B1. Bases 1 to 504 code for a protein of 167 amino acids. NCBI's taxonomy places the organism in Eukaryota, Viridiplantae, Streptophyta, Magnoliopsida, Fabales, Fabaceae. The transcript has 3 exons. The record is from RefSeq and is a predicted model, not a curated record.